Messenger RNA from Meleagris gallopavo (turkey), 2375 nucleotides. It is a transcript of the gene PRPSAP1, whose product is annotated as phosphoribosyl pyrophosphate synthetase associated protein 1. Gene Ontology annotation, biological process: 5-phosphoribose 1-diphosphate biosynthetic process; purine nucleotide biosynthetic process. Gene Ontology annotation, molecular function: magnesium ion binding; ATP binding; ribose phosphate diphosphokinase activity. Gene Ontology annotation, cellular component: ribose phosphate diphosphokinase complex; cytoplasm. The record is from RefSeq and is a predicted model, not a curated record. Lineage: Eukaryota; Metazoa; Chordata; Aves; Galliformes; Phasianidae.
GUGCGACUGCUGGCUUUGGCUUCCCACUGUGUCCCAUUGCUGGGGGGGUCAGUUGCACCUUUUAAUAGAGUUGGAGCAGUCCUGUAAGGGCGUCUCGGUGCUGAGUUGGGGAAAUCCGUGGUGUACCAAGAAACCAAUGGAGAAACAAGAGUUGAAAUAAAAGAAUCUGUCCGGGGACAGGAUAUCUUCAUUAUACAGACAAUCCCCAGGUGAAUGGUGCCAUUCUGUCCUCCCUGGGGAGAGAGUUCUCUGAAAUAACUUGUAACUGAGAGCUUUGUAAACAUGAGACAGGGAUGUGAAUACUGCUGUGAUGGAGCUGCUGAUAAUGGCUUAUGCACUGAAGACUUCCUGUGCCAGGAACAUCAUUGGGGUCAUCCCCUACUUCCCCUACAGCAAACAGAGCAAAAUGAGGAAGAGAGGCUCCAUAGUCUGCAAGCUGCUGGCGUCCAUGCUCGCCAAGGCAGGUUUAACACACAUUAUCACUAUGGAUCUUCAUCAGAAGGAAAUUCAAGGCUUCUUCAGCUUCCCUGUAGACAACCUGAGAGCAUCCCCUUUCUUGAUUCAGUACAUACAGGAAGAAGUGAGAUUCCAGAUUAUAGAAACGCAGUUAUUGUGGCCAAGUCUCCUGAUGCAGCUAAAAGGGCUCAGUCUUACGCUGAGAGGCUGCGGCUGGGGCUGGCAGUGAUCCACGGUGAGGCUCAGUGCACAGAGCAGGACAUGGAUGAUGGACGUCACUCCCCUCCCAUGGUCAAAAAUGCAACUGUGCAUCCUGGUCUGGAGCUGCCAUUGAUGAUGGCCAAGGAGAAACCACCAAUAACUGUGGUUGGAGACGUCGGAGGAAGAAUUGCCAUCAUUGUGGACGACAUCAUUGAUGAUGUGGAAAGCUUUGUAGCUGCUGCAGAGAUCCUGAAAGAGCGUGGAGCCUACAAGAUCUUUGUGAUGGCCACUCAUGGGCUCCUGUCUGCAGAUGCACCCCGUCUCAUAGAGGAGUCUUCCAUUGAUGAGGUGGUGGUGACCAACACAGUUCCUCAUGAGGUACAGAAGCUGCAGUGCCCCAAGAUAAAGACUGUGGAUAUCAGCUUGAUUCUCUCUGAAGCCAUCCGACGAAUCCACAACGGGGAGUCCAUGGCCUAUCUCUUCCGCAACAUCACCGUUGAUGACUAGACCUGCCCCUGCCCCUGUCCUGGCUUCCACGGGAGAAGGAAAAAUGCAUGAAAAGGCAGUACCAUAAAUUAUAGGCAUAACACAACCGUUUAUUCAUGUAGGAAGGGUGAGAGUUCUCAGGGUCUUGAGCCAUGAGAUCCAAUAGAAAAAGAUCAACCUGACCAGCACUUUACAGUUGAACAGAAGAGGCCACUGGCAGUGGGGAGGGUUUACAACUUUGAGAGAAAUGGAGAAAUGAGGAAGGUUUGAAUUUUAAUUUUUUUUUUUUAGUUGUUAUCUCUUGCUCUGAAGGGUGGGGGGAGAAGAAAAGUGUAAAAAGAAUAGCUGUCAGCUUCUGAGAAAGGAAUAGAGAGCACUUGUUGCUGCGUGUGGAUUGCAAGAGGAAGCAACGUUUGGGUUUCUGUUUCUGAUUGUGGCUUGCCUGAGAAAGCACAGAAAGGAACGUCUCGCUGAGGCUGCUGGGCUGCACCACUCGCUGCUGGCAGAGCAGAGUGCCAGCUGAGCCCCCUGUGAUCUCUUGCAUGGCAUAGUGAGUGCUUUCAUCAGAUCCAAGUUAGCAGAACAGCCAGAAAGGGCAGCUCAGGUCAUAUCAUUGCAGGGCUGCUCGGGUCCCUGUGACUGGGCACUGGGAACAAACUCGCACGUACCUCCCAGCAGGGCAAGGGGUGCUGGGCCAUUUCAUUUCGUGAGCCUUGGGUCAUUAUUGUGCUUCAGUAGAAAGUCAUGUGAGGCUCUGGGUCAUCACUUGAACACUUGUCUGCACUGCAAAACCAGGCGUGAUUCCUGGAGCUGCCUGAAGUUACUGAAUGAGGGCAGAAUCUUCUCGGGGAGGGGGUUGGAACAGCAUCUGCCUCCAGCACAGCUGAGCUCUCUGAAACAAUAACACUCAACCUGCAAUAAAAAGCAUAGGAUUUCUCAUUUUUUGGUGCUUGCAGUGACCCCUUCGCCCUCUGAACAGCUGCUGUGUCUGAACCAUGAGGCUUUUGCUGUAAGUAGGCUCUCUUGGCAGCUUCUAGCCUUCUUCCAUGGGGAAGCAGGACUUGCUACUUGCUCCUUCUUGAGUGACACAAAUCCUUGGCUGGAGGGGACGCUGGAGAAAGCAGUGUGCAGUGCUUGUGGAGGGCUUCAUCUCCAGGUUGAUACAGGGAUAAAUUCCCAAACUGUGAUCUUCCCCCUUAAUGAAGCAAAUAAACGUGCUCCAGUAAAGCCUG